This is a messenger RNA of Cryptococcus amylolentus CBS 6039, 1851 nucleotides long. RefSeq lists its product as hypothetical. Lineage: Eukaryota; Fungi; Basidiomycota; Tremellomycetes; Tremellales; Cryptococcaceae. Gene Ontology annotation, molecular function: flavin adenine dinucleotide binding; N,N-dimethylaniline monooxygenase activity; NADP binding. The coding region runs from base 1 to 1851 and encodes 616 amino acids. The transcript is spliced from 7 exons. The record is from RefSeq and is a predicted model, not a curated record.
AUGUCCACCAUAGAGAGCCAGCCUCGAACAUCCACUCUUGUCAUAGGGGGAGGGCCCGCUGGCCUGGUAGGUCUCAAGUACGCCGUCCAGUACGGCACCGCCUGGGCCCAGGGGGAGCGGCCUUAUCUGGUAGAGAUGGAGCCGGAGAUCGGGGGUACUUUCAGAUGGAGAGGAUACGAGAACGCAGAGCUGGUCAGCUCCAAGCAACUGACAUGUUUCUCCGAUUUCAGGUAUCCAUUGGAAGCACCUGAUCACCCGUCGUUACCAAACUUUGUCCAAUACCUGAACGACUACGUUAAGCAUUUUGAUCUUGAGCAAUAUAUCCACACCUCCAUCAAGCUCAUCUCCUUGGAGCACACCGGCGACGACAUCUACAAGCACCGAGCUGUGCUUCAACCCCUUACACAGGACAAGCUUCCGAAGGGCGAACUUUUCACUAUCCUCGCCGAACGCGUCAUCAUCACUACCGGCCUACAUGUCAUCCCCAACAUCCCUGCAAUCCCCGGACUCAACGCCGUCCCCUGCACACCUGAACCUCCCAAGUGGAUCCAUUCGUCCGCUUACAAGUCUCGCAGUCAGCUCAAGGGAAAGAAGGUGCUUGUACUAGGAUGUGGAGAGACGGGAAUGGAUGUUGCAUAUGAGGCGAUCAUGGGUGGGACAGAGAAGGUGUGGUUGUCAGUGAGAUCAGGCAUGUUGUCUUUCCCCAAGGUGCUCAACAAUUUCCGGGUGUUUGGGACUACUUUCGAUGGCAAUCUCCCCAUCGACGGCCUCAUCACCAAUCUUUUUGAGACGGCCUACGUCCAUCCCUGGGUCUCCGCUUCCCAUGUACGCUGGUUCAUCUCCGACCUCGUCAUCAAGCGUGUCCUCUGGUUCCUCACUGGCACCCAGGCAGGCUGCAAUCAAUGGGCCGGGGAACUACCACCAGAACGUCAAGGCAGAGCUUACGUCUUUCUCAACAAGUCUGCCAAGGCUAUGCAAUUUAUCAACCAACCCUUCUACAAGCUCUCCCCUCUCCACCAGUACUUUGCGCAUUAUAUCGACCCUCCUUCUCCGCCGGGAAAUCCAAAGAUCGAUAUCGUCACUUUCCCCAAGGCGUUCGAUGACGAGGGACAAGCGAUUUUCCCACCACCUCCCCCACACAGAAGUAAAGAGACGGCUUGGAGAGAAGUGUGCAAGCCGGACCUGGUCGUGCUUUGUACUGGGUACACGCAAGAUUGGAGCUGGCUGGGCGAGGGGUACCCGAAGGGUCCGGAUGAGUGUGAGAUUAGAGGCGUCACGAGUGAGAAAGAUCUAAGUGUUGCGUUUAUCGGCUUUGUGAGGCCAGGUGUCGGCGCCAUCCCUCCCAUUGCAGAGAUGCAAGCACAGCUAUUUACUUCUCUGAACCAGGGGCGUAUUCCCAUCCCCACGUCGCCCGAAAACUACCACCUCCUUCACGCGCCCACCUCACGGAUCCAAUACGGUGUCGACCACUCGACCUACAUGUCGACACUGGCUGCUGAUCUGGGAAGUCAGCCCGGGCUGUUCACUCUAUGGUGGGAGUAUGGAUGGUUUGUCGUUUUCGUGUAUUGUUUCGGAGCAGCAUUUUCCACGUUCUACAGACUUGAGGGACCUUAUAAGACUGAGAGUGCAAAGGGGAUUGUUGAGACGGAGUUGUGGGAGACAAUCCGCAGACGGGGGCUUGUGGGCAAUAUCUUUAUGGGCGUGAUACCUAUGCUCUUCUACGCCUUGCUGAAUGGACUUGCAUUCGUCUUGGGCUUGGUGUGGGAUCUGGCCGCCCCUGUCUUUGGUCUUCCUCCCGCCCCCAUGGACUUGUUCCCUCAGAAGGAAGUCAUGAAAGCCAAGCAGAUGUAG